Molecule: messenger RNA, 3270 nt
Organism: Camelina sativa (false flax)
Lineage: Eukaryota; Viridiplantae; Streptophyta; Magnoliopsida; Brassicales; Brassicaceae
Product: pullulanase 1, chloroplastic
Biological process (GO): carbohydrate metabolic process
Molecular function (GO): pullulanase activity
Source: RefSeq, a predicted model, not a curated record
UCGCGUGGAGUGGUCCAUUCGAAGAAGGCCAACAGAACUGCGAAUGUAUUUAACUUGAAAUUAAGGGGUAAAAUAGUACUUUCGUCUAUAUCUGAAACUAUCACUCACUCGGAGAAGAAGAAUAAUCUGAAACUAUCACUCUCACUCGGAGAAGAAGAAUGGCACUGACACUGAUACCAACAAGUUCCGUUCAUCUUCUCAACUCCACCUCCGUCGCGCCUCCUCAGAUCUUCGCCUCUGAUUCUAAUCUUCGACCGCGGCGGCGGCGUCGGGCUGUUUCUCCAAUCUCUAUCUCCCGUCACAGACUUCCUUCGAGAACUUCGCUUCACUGCCUCUGUUCCUCGUCUUCCGCUUCAUCACCCAUGUCGCUUGAAGUCUCCACUCCGAAUUCUCAGUUUCUUCAUUGUUUGAUCUAUUCAAGAGCGUAUUGGGUUACCCAAGGCGUAAUCGCUUGGAAUGUGGAUGUUGCUGGUGAAGAAUCUUGUUACUUGUAUGCGAGCAAAAUUGCUGGUUUAUCAUUCAGUGAAGAUGGAAUCGAUGGUUAUGAUUUAAGAAUCAAGCUUGAAGCUGAAUCCAGUUCACUUCCUGCAAACGUGAUUGAGAAGUUUCCACAUAUUAGGGAUUACAAAUCGUUCAAAGUUCCUUCAGAUUUGGAUGUCAGGGAUCUUGUCAAAAGCCAGUUAGCUGUUGUUUGCUUUGAUGCGAAAGGACGGCUGAUUCAGGGAACUGGGUUGCAAUUGCCUGGCGUCCUGGAUGAAUUGUUCUCAUAUGAUGGUCCCCUAGGUGCACAUUUUACACCAGAAGGUGUCUCUCUUCACCUUUGGGCUCCCACUGCUCAAGCAGUAUCUGUUUGCAUCUAUAAAAACCCACUUGACAAGAGUCCGAUGGAAAUCUGCCCGCUCAAAGAGGCAAACGGUGUGUGGAGCAUUGAAGGGGCUUGUAGUUGGGAAGGAUGCUAUUAUAUGUAUAAAGUAUCAGUCUACCAUCCAAGCACCAUGAAAGUGGAAACUUGCUUUGCUAAUGAUCCUUAUGCACGGGGGCUUUCCGCAGAUGGGAGCAAAUCUUUUCUGGCUAAUCUUGAUUCUGAUGAUCUAAAACCUAAAGGAUGGGACAACUUAGCAGAUGAGAAGCCAUGCCUAAAAUCCUACUCAGAUAUAAGUAUUUAUGAGCUGCAUGUGAGGGACUUCAGUGCCUAUGAUGAGACUGUCGAGCGUGAAAAUCGUGGUGGAUAUUUGGCUUUCACUUUAAAGGAUUCUGCAGGUGUGAAACAUCUUCAGAAAUUAGUUGAUGCAGGUCUUACCCAUCUACAUCUUCUUCCAACACAUCAGUUUGGUGAUGUUGAUGAUGAGAAGGAGAAUUGGAAGUCUGUAGACACCAGUUUGCUGGAUGGAUUACCACCUGGUUCAACUGAGGCACAAGCUCGUAUUACAGAAAUCCAGAAUGAUAAUGGCUAUAACUGGGGGUAUAAUCCUGUGCUCUGGGGAGUCCCGAAAGGAAGCUAUGCUAGUGAUCCGACUGGUCCACACCGCAUAAUUGAAUUUAGAAAAAUGGUUCAGGCUCUUAAUUGUACUGGUCUUAAUGUUAUCUUAGACGUUGUUUACAACCACUUGCAUGCAAAUGGGCCACACGACAAAGACUCUGUUCUUGAUAAGAUAGUUCCAGGUUACUAUUUGAGAAGGAACAAUGAUGGUUUUAUUGAAAACAGUACAUGUGUAAACAACACUGCCAGCGAGCAUUAUAUGGUUGAUCGUCUAAUACGGGAUGAUCUAUUAAAUUGGGUCGUUAACUAUAAGGUUGAUGGUUUUCGUUUUGAUCUUAUGGGUCAUAUAAUGAAAGCUACAAUGGUAAACGCAAAAUCUGCAAUUGGUAGCUUGAGAAAGGAAAAAGAUGGAGUUGAUGGUUCAAGAAUUUACUUAUAUGGCGAAGGAUGGAACUUUGGUGAAGUUGCUAACAAUGGACGUGGAAUAAAUGCUUCACAGUUCAACUUAUGCGGGACUGGAAUUGGAAGUUUUAACGACCGUAUACGAGAUGCAAUUCUUGGGGGAUCUCCAUUUGGUCAUCCUCUUCAACAAGGAUUUAUUACAGGUUUAUUGUCACAGCCUAACGGUCAUGACCAUGGUUCAGAAGCUACCCAGGAACUGAUGCUUUCUACCGCGAAAGAUCACAUACAGAUUGGUAUGGCAGCAAAUCUGAAGGAUUAUAUGCUGACCAAUUACGAAGGAAAGGAGGUGAAUGGAUCAGAGGUUUUAAUGCAUGAUGCUACACCUGUUGCAUAUGCUUCACAGCCAACAGAAACUAUUAACUACGUCUCUGCCCAUGACAAUGAAACUCUCUUUGACAUUAUCAGUUUGAAGACUCCGAUGGAAAUAUCUGUUGAUGAAAGGUGUCGAAUCAAUCAUUUGGCGUCAAGUAUGAUUGCCCUCUCUCAGGGUAUUCCAUUCUUCCAUGCUGGGGACGAGAUUCUACGCUCGAAAUCACUUGAUCGUGAUUCUUACAACUCCGAUGAUUGGUUCAAUAGGCUAGACUUCAGCUACAGUUCCAACAAUUGGGGUGUUGGGCUUCCUCCAAAAGGGAAAAACGAACACAAUUGGCCACUGAUCAAACCGAGGCUACAAGAUCCAUCCUUCAAGCCUCAAAGCAGUCACAUAGUUGCCACGCUGCACAAUUUCUUAGAUUUGUUACGCAUCAGAUACUCUUCACCACUCUUUCGUUUAGAUACAGCGAAGGCUAUCCAGGAGCGAGUGCGAUUUCAUAAUACAGGCCCCUCAUCAAUCCCUGGUGCCAUUGUCAUGAGCAUUGAAGAUGGUCAUAAGAGCAUCCUCCCGAGUGUAUCUCAGAUUGAUCCAGUCUACUCACUCAUUGUGGUAAUCUUCAAUGCACGCCCGUCUGAGUUCUCAUUUCUCAGUCCGGCUCUAAAAGACAGGAAUCUCGAAUUACACCCGGUACAGGUGAUGUCAGGCGAUGAAACAGUCAAGAAAUCAGUUUAUGAGGCGUUUUCCGGCGGCUUCACUGUACCGGCAAGAACAACGACGGUGUUUGUCGAAUCGCGGAAUGGUUGAAAGUUAAAACUUUCCCUUAAAGGAAACAGGUAAGCGUAUAUGCUCUGUCCCAUAAUAUUCUCUCAAGAACAUGGCUAAUGGCUUGUCUUAUUUCUUUUAACCUAAUUUAUUAAUAAACAUAAUUUAUUAAUAGACUGUAUAUAAAGAUUGUCAGAUUGUGUACGCCAAUAUAUAAGCUCAAAUUUAAUAUUGAAACUGUGUAUUGCAACAA